Microcebus murinus (gray mouse lemur) is the source of this 4671-nucleotide messenger RNA. It is a transcript of the gene LY9, whose product is annotated as lymphocyte antigen 9. Gene Ontology annotation, biological process: T cell activation. NCBI's taxonomy places the organism in Eukaryota, Metazoa, Chordata, Mammalia, Primates, Cheirogaleidae. Gene Ontology annotation, cellular component: membrane; external side of plasma membrane. The record is from RefSeq and is a predicted model, not a curated record.
UACAAGCCUCCCUGCAACACACACGCUCACAGACACGGAAGCUGUGGUAAGUGCAACCUCCCUCAGACUGAGAUUUAAAAAUAGACCACCAUGGCAGGCCCAAAGAGUCACACAGAUGACUGGGCUCUAGCACCUUUCUCCAAUAAGCCACAGAAGAGUCAGCCUCAAAUUCUCUCUGCCGUUCUCUGGACCUCUCUCCUCUUCCUGCUCAUGGGACUAAGAGCCUCUGGAAAGGACGCAGCCCCAACAGUGGUAUCGGGAAUCCUGGGGGGUUCCAUCGCUCUCUCCCUAAACAUCUCAGAAGACACAGAGAUUGAGCACAUCACCUGGAGUGGUCCUAAAACCACUCUUAUUAUAGCAUACCCCGAAGGAAAGAUAACCCUUGUGGACAAAAGCUACCAGGGUCGACUAAACACCAGCUGGAGUUAUUCCCUGUACAUCAGCAACUUGACUGUGAAAGAUGCAGGAACUUACAAAGCCCAGAUAAACCAAAAGAAUUCUGAAGUCACCACAGAGAAGGAAUUCACCCUGCACAUCUAUGAGCAGCUGCAGGAGCCCCAAGUCACCAUGAAGUCCGCAAAGGUGUCUGAGAACUCCUGUAACAUCACCCUGAGGUGCUCCGUGGAGGGUGCAGAGAAAGAUGUUCUGUACAGCUGGACCCCAAGGGACACCCAUGCUUCUGAGUCCAAUGACAGUUCCAUUCUCACCAUCUUCCGAAUGCCCUGUCACCCAAACCCGGCAUAUACCUGCACAGCGCGAAACCCAGUCAGCAAGAACAGCUCCCGCCCUGUCCGUGCGGGGCAGUUCUGCACAGGUCCAGGAGCCUCCAGAAGAGGAGCAAUGGGGGAGACAGUGCUGGGGAUCCUGGGAGAACCCGUCACCUUGCCACUGGCACUCUCGGCCAGUCAGGACAUAGACAAUGUUGUCUGGAUGUUUAACACGUCUGUUAUCAGCAAAGGGCAGGGAGAAGCAGCGACAAUAGAUCCGCUCAUUAAAUCCAGGGAUCCUUUCAAGAACAGAGUGUGGGUCUCUGGCCGGGACCACUCCCUGAAGAUAGACCCGCUGAAGAUGGAGGAUGCUGGCCUCUACCAUGCCUACGUGUGCUCGAAGGCCUCCAGAGUCACCAGCAUGACACACAUCACCCUGCUCAUCUACCGGAGGCUGGCCAGGCCGAAAGUCACCUGGAGCCUCGGGCAGGCCAAGGACGGCAUCUGCAGGAUCAGUCUGACCUGCUCGGUGGAGGACGGGGGGAACAACGUGACGUACACGUGGGCCCCGCUGCCAAAGGGAGCUCUUGUGUCCCAAGGGGGAUCUCGCCUCAGCAUCGCAUGGAGAAGUGGCGAAAACCACCCCAACGUCACGUGCACAGCCAGCAACCCCGUCAGCAGCAGCUCCAGCCAGUUUCUUUCUGAGAACGUCUGUCCAGGGCCCGAGAGUCAGGUGAAGUCGUGGAUCGUGCUUUCCCUGGUGGUUUUCCUUCUGUGCUUUGGGAUCUUCAGCUGGUGCCUUUGGAGGCACAAAAGACAGUGUUCAGCCCCAGCCUUCCGUUCCAGCCCAGUUGAGGCCCCAGCUGUCACACCAGAACCCACGGCUGGCCACACGGUGUACUCCAUGCUCUCCCACGGGCACGAGAAGCUGGACUCUUCCGAUAAGCCUGCCAGGCAACAGCCCAGGCCCACCUCAGACAGCAGCUCUGACAGCAACAUCACGACUGAGGAGGACGAGGAGAGGCCCGAGACGCACAAGCCUGUCAAUGGAAGAGACGCUGGACAUGACUCAGCCUCCCAGGGCCAAGCAGAGUAUGAUCUCGUUGCUCCAAAUGACACAGCGGCUGAGUCUGUGGUCGAAGGGGGCACAGUGUAUAUGCAGGUGUUCUUCAGUUCACAGGGACAGACCCCACUUCCUCAGAAGAGAGACAGCUCAGCCACAAUCUACGACUCUGUGCAGAAAUCUCAGACGGUAGUGCCACCACCACAAGAGAAUAAUCUUGAGUCUCCUGAAAUCCCUACCUAUGAAAAUUUAACCUGAAAGGAAAAGCAGCUGCUGCCUCUCUCCUGGUUAAGGGUUGGAGAGGCAGCUGGACCACGUAGGGCCUGGGGCUCUGCAGACAGAAGCACUUCAGAAUUUCCUUCAGUCCUUCAGAGAUGCCUGGAUCAGACGCCCCCCCUUUCUUCUCACCCUUGUGGCCUCCCAAGCCCGUUAAUAGUUCAGACACAGGCUCCAAAGCCUAUGGGCUUAGAUGCCUUUGCUCAAUUUGUCUCCUUGUAUACUCAUAGCAUUUCCUUCUCAAGUUUCUGCCCAGGCUGGUCAGAUGUUGGAGAGGACCUGUCCUGAUCAUCCUUUACACCUUCUUCUAAGCAGCUGCUAAAACGAAUCAAACAUUCUCACACAUGGGCACAAAGAUCUAUGUAAAAUGAGGUUCACUGUAGUAUUGUUUAAAAUAAAAGCCAGGGAACACCUAAAUGCCCAUUUAGUGAAAGUCCAGUUAAAUACAUGAUAGUAUACCCAGCCAGUGGCAAACCCUGCCACUUGUAAAGAAAGCAAGGACUAACAUGUGCUAAUAUGAAAUAAGCUCUAGGAUACAUCGUGGAGUGGGAAGAACAAAGUCCAAGACAGUGUGUAUUAUAUGCUGCCACUUGGAUUAGGAAAAAUGUGCAUCUCUAUGCUUAUAUGGGCAUGGAAAAGUUCUGGGGGGAAAUAUAAAAAAAACAUUAGUUGCUGCCUCUGGAAGGAACUGGGAAUCUCAAGUCAAGAAGUAAACAUUUUUUACGACAUAAUUUUGUACUGCUGGACUUUUUGAAACUAUAUGUAUGUGUUACUCUUUUGAUAUUUCUUAAAAGUGCUUAAAAUGCCUGUUUCAUAUUUACCCAAAAGAACUUCCUUCCUUAUUUUACAUUCUGGAUGCAGAACAGCCACAGUAACUCUACAUAAAAUGUGGCCACAGCCCAGUCACCCUGCCUGUAAGAUGCCCCAAACUUGGCUUAUAUUCAAGAUACUCUUGUGUACGUUUGUAUUGCAAGCAUCUUGCAGCCUAUCGCUGUCCUUUAAUGUUGUGCUCCCGCUGUCAUGCUCUCCUGCACCUGGCCCUGGAGCAAGUGUGGCUUCUGGGGCCUCCAGUGAGUCCUCCCAGGAGUUCGGGUAGUGCUCCACUCAGUAGGAGCUGAAUUGCUGCUUGCGCACUUACUGGCUUUUUGCACGGAUAAUUACCUUUGCGGGACAUUAUCACAGAAGCUCAACAAUCAGACACGCAAUAUGAUAAUGUUGUAUAUCUUACAUUCCAGAAUAGAGCAUCCAAAAAAUGUUCUGGGCCCAUCGGGUCUUUCCUGCCCCUUCAAUAAAUAUAACCAGUUCAAGAUCUACAAGACACAGGACAGGUGAGAGGCCAGUAGCAGUCAAUAGUCAGUGUCCCUGGUGUUCAUCUGGACUGUUUCUGACCUCAGUCAUUUCCUGUUACCUCCGCUCACCAAACUUCUUGACUCUGCCACUCAGCUCCCAAGACCUGCCUCGGGCCCCCAUACUCCUUUGGAAUACAUUUCCCUGAUUUUAAAGUUUGGCACUUGCUUUAAGAUGUGGUCUAUCCACACUCCUUCCAGGAGGAAGCCAGCCUGGUCAGCCGCACAGUUUCCAGAGUGGAGAUACCAAGCAGGGUAUGGGCAAGUGCAUGCCUGGGCUACCCUUCAAGAGGCUCUCUGCUGUCCCAUUGUGAACAAGUCUGGGGGACGCUGAUGGCUCACCUGGAAGCCAGACCCUUAUGGAGCAGAAUUGAAACAGACAUUUGUUUAUGAUGGCCCACAAGUGCCCUUUGGUCUUUUGUGAACCUUUCCACCUGUUCUCAUCUGAUCUGUAGAUUGGAAGGUAUUAUUUAACAGCCUGGCUCUGAUAAUGGCUGUUAGAAUAUGGAGAAGAUACACAAAUUUCAUUCAGACAAGGGAUUUGGACUACCUCUGCAUAACACUGCAGAAUUUAUAUUAAACUUCUAUGUUAAAUACAGAGUGGGGCACUUGAAGAUCCAGGCUCAGUGUGCUAUCACCUAUUGGGGUCUCUGAGUAAGCCCUCUCCCAGUUCACCUUCGUCCUUGCCUGGGCUCAGCCAGAGUCUCAGCCCUGCUCCCCAUAGCCUUGUUGAAGGGUCUGGCCUGAAGGCCCAGGGAACCCAGCACAGGGUCUAGUACCCAGUGGCCUCAUAUUCAGCCCCCAGCUGCCUGGGCCCCCCCCAAGCAUGCACCAUGGGAGCACUCUCAGGACUCGGGACUUAAGUAGAAUAUGGUUUCCGAGAGGCCUCUUCUUCUGUGAAGCUACUUCUAUGAAGAAGCCAAAAUAGAUUUCUAAUAACGUGACUUUGUAAAUCCAACUGUGGACACACUGUACCACACUGUAGACAAAGCUGGUCCUGCCAGCAGAUUAUCAGGACGGCAUGCGCUUGGGCAGUUUUUCAACUCGGAGAUGGUUUUGCUUCAUACCAUCUACUCUUGCUUCCACACGUUCCCCUGGUGACCAACUAGCCAGAGGUAAAGGUGUGAGGGUGGGGCUGUAGCUUUUUCUCUGCAUUUGAGUACAGCCCCACAGAGAAGCUGCCAGCACGCUCACAGCCACACAGUCCGGCCCCACAGAAGAGGGUCUUUCUUCUUCCCCCAUGUCACCAUCCUCUGUCCUUCCUCUUGUGUUGGAAGAU